This is a messenger RNA of Melospiza melodia melodia, 2951 nucleotides long. It is a transcript of the gene GPR171, whose product is annotated as G protein-coupled receptor 171. Gene Ontology annotation, cellular component: membrane. Gene Ontology annotation, biological process: G protein-coupled receptor signaling pathway. Lineage: Eukaryota; Metazoa; Chordata; Aves; Passeriformes; Passerellidae. The coding region runs from base 1211 to 2239 and encodes 342 amino acids. Gene Ontology annotation, molecular function: G protein-coupled purinergic nucleotide receptor activity. The record is from RefSeq and is a predicted model, not a curated record. The transcript is spliced from 3 exons.
AGACAGCCCAAGCCAGCUGCUCACAUUCCAAGAUCUGCUCUCUUCCUGGAACACUUCUGCAGGAAGGGCAGACCAUUACACUGUAAAGGUUCACUGAACCAUCACUUUGUCUUUUUAGGCCUGGAAAAGUUCCCUGCUCUGUAAACUGACUCUGCAGAAAAGGGCAGACUGACUGACAGAGACACACAGCCAGAAACAACUGCCAGUGCUGCAGUUUGGGCUCAGAAAACCCCUACGAGUAUAGGAAAUCAGCUUUGCAUGAGCAGAACACUACACAAUGAGUCCAUGUUUGCUUGCAGCUGGACACGGGAUCAUUCCAAUUAUUAAGCUUUGCAAACAUUUUGACAAAUAUGGUCUGAACUUUCAGUUCAUGACUAAACCUAGAACCAGACAUUCUUCAUCUGUUCCUCCACACAACUCUGGUGCAGGGUUUGUAAAUUCCUGUGGAUUCUCAAUUACAACCAAGGGCCACCAGCUGGAGUUUCAGUAUUGCUGUCAGUACCUCACCCAGAGCACAGGUCAAAGCUUUUCUCACGGUUUCCCAAACCAACCAAACAAAAAAUAAAGAUUUCCCUGACUUCCCUAAUGUGCCAUGUUAUUUUAAUAGUCCUUGGAAAAUAUCCAAAUAUUUAGAAUGUUCAUUGCAAUCAGCAGAACCCCAAGGUGUCUUCAGACCUGCCAGCUAAGGUGAAACUCUAAAACAAACGCCAUGAGAUCCCCAGAACCUUGAGGAACAGCUCCAUUGCAAAGUCCUGAUUUCAGGCAGAUUUCUAAUGUGAGAUACCCGUGGGGAAGGGGGAAAGGAGAGCUCCAGACUGACGAAAACAGAAGCAAAGGGGCUGAUGCCACACAGAUACAGCCCCCACACCUCUCCCCCAGAACAGGAAAGCGAGGGCUCUGGGCUGUUCCGUGAGCCCUUAUUGCUUUCUGUCACUGCUCUUCUGGGUAAUCCCCACGUGAUUCAGCUGCUUGAAUCUGGGUUUAACUGCGUCAAUCAGCCCCUCUGGAAACCACAGCCCCAUCUGGGCCCGGCAGAGCAGCCUGGGCAGCAGGUCACACACCAGCCUGGGCAGCAGGUCACACACCAGCCCUGCAGAGCAGCCCUCGGGGACACCAGAACUCUGCAGACCAUGCUCAGGACACCCCCGGCCACCAGCACAGGUCUGUGAUACCUCCUGUCAGCAAAACUAACUCACACAAGGAGUUUACAAUGUCAAGCAACAUUUCUGAAUGUCAUCUCUAUGAAGAAAUGGAACCCUUUACCUAUUUUUACUACUUGAUUUUUCUUAUGGGAAUUAUUGGAAGCUGUUUUGCACUGUGGGCAUUCACACAGAAGGAACAGAAACAGAAGUGCAUGAGCAUCUACUUGAUCAACCUCCUCACUGCAGAUUUCCUGCUGACUUUGACACUGCCAGUGAAGAUUAUUGUUGACCUAGGAAUCGCAUCCUGGAGUCUGAGAAUAUUCCACUGCCAAGUCACGGCCUGCUUCAUCUACCUGAACAUGUAUUUGUCAAUCGUAUUUCUGGGAUUCGUGAGCAUGGAUCGCUGCCUGCAGCUGAUGCACAGCUCCAAGAUGUACCGCGUGCAGGAGCCGGGCUUUGCCAAGACGCUGUGCGCGGUGGUGUGGGCCAUGCUCCUGCUCAUCACCGUGCCCAACAUGGCCAUUCCCAUCCGGCACAUUGAGGAGCGCCCGGGCGUCGGCUGCAUCGACCUCAAAACCCAAUUCGGGAGGGACUGGCACGUGUUCACCAACUUCAUCUGCACAGCCAUCUUCCUGAACUCCUCGGCGGUGGUGCUGGUGUCCAACUGCGUGGCGGUGCGGCAGCUGCGGCGGCACGGGCGGAGCGGGGAGCGCGGCGGGCGCGCGCGGCGGGCGCUGGCGCACGUGUUGCUGGUGACCGGGGCCUACCUGCUGUGCUUCGUGCCCUACCACGCCGUGCGCAUCCCCUACACGCUGAGCCAGGCCCGCGCCAGCGCCGCCUGCCCCCUGCGCCGCGCCCUCUUCAAGGCCAAGGAGGCCACGCUGCUCCUCGCCGUCUGCAACCUCUGCCUCGACCCCCUGCUCUACUACCACCUGUCCAAGGCCUUCCGGCUGAAAUUCACCGAGGCCUUCGCGGCCCCUAAGGAGACAAAGGCGCUCACGGCCACAGAGAUGGCACAGCAGAGCCCAGGGCAGCCCUGCAGCCCGGCCCGUGAAACAGCAGGAGAGCCAAGGGCAGAGCUGCAGCCCUGCCCGUGAAACAGCAGCAGAGCCCAGGGCAGAGCUGCAGCCCUGCCCGUGAAACAGCAGCAGAACCAAGGGCAGAGCUGCAGCCCAGCCCGUGAAACAGCAGGAGAGCCCAGGGCAGCCCUGCAGCCCUGCCCGUGAAACAGCAACAGAGCCCAGGGCAGCCCUGCAGCCCUGCCCGUGAAACAGCAGCAGAGCAGAGCACACCUGCAGCACCAGCAGCUGCUGGGGGACUGCAGCUGUGGCAACACUGCUGACAGCACUCCUGAGGAGCCAUGAGCCCAGGCAGGUGGGAAACAUCACCAAGGAACACCUCUGGCUGAGUGACUGCUCACACCGUGCCCUGAGCACUCACAGCCUCCAGAGAUGCCCUCACCAACAGCCCAAAGAACAGUGCUGACCCACCAGGCAUCAGCAACGCGUGAGAAUACACAUUCAGACUCAAAUAUACCUUGGAAUUAUUUAUGGCAGACACCUGGACUCGCCUUUACUAAGUUAAAUAUUGUGCAUUUUUGAUAUUAAAGGACUUGGUGCUAUCAAGUGAAGAAAUUAGCAAACAGCAGCUCUUCAGCUGCAAAGCUGAUUUGACAAGACUAACCAAAAAGCAUUUCAGAGGGCAUUAUUUACUCCAAAAAGGGAUUUUAAACUGUACUGAUUAAAAAUUAUUGUAUCUGCUUACACCACACCUGCAAGGCUUCAUAAAUAAAUUUCCUCUUCUUGCCAA